Sclerotinia sclerotiorum 1980 UF-70 is the source of this 231-nucleotide messenger RNA. RefSeq lists its product with no specific name. The record is from RefSeq and is a predicted model, not a curated record. The transcript has 2 exons. NCBI's taxonomy places the organism in Eukaryota, Fungi, Ascomycota, Leotiomycetes, Helotiales, Sclerotiniaceae. The coding region runs from base 1 to 231 and encodes 76 amino acids.
AUGAGUGGAAGAGAAGUAACAAGUCAAGCUAUCUGUGAAGGAAUGCAACUCUUGGGAAGUGGCAUGUACGAACAGGAGUGCGGUUUCAUUAAUCUGGGGAAGUUCACAAGUACGGGUGGUGGUCGAUAUGAAGGAGAGAUGAAGAGAAGUCCGGUUUUGGAGAUUUUGAGAAUUGUGACUUCUUCUCAGAUUUCCUUCUCAGAUGCAAUCUUAAAUUUGAUACUAAGGUGA